AUCCUGAUGGUGAGCGCUUCCUGAUGGUGAGCUUCCUGCUGGUGAGGGUAUCCUGCCUAGCGCCGACUCUCCUUGUCACCCCAAGCCUCCUCUCUCGGACCCUUCGUGGCAGGCCCCAGAACCACUCAAGGACACGUCUGCAGGUGGAAAACCAUGGAGCGCCACGUCCAGCGGGUUCGCGACGCCUUCCGGACCGGCCGGUCGCGACCCCUGCCGUUCCGGCUGCAGCAGCUGGAGGCUCUGCGCAGGAUGGUGCAGGAACAGGAGAAGGACAUUCUGGCAGCCAUCGCCUCCGACUUGUGCAAGAGUGAACUUAAUGCAUACAGUCAAGAAGUCAUUACCAUUCUUGGGGAAAUUGAUCUUGUGCUAGAGAAGCUUCCUGAAUGGGUCACUGGUAAACCAGCCCAGAAGAACCUGCUCACCAUGCUGGAUGAGGCCUACAUUCAACCAGAGCCCUUGGGAGUAGUGUUGAUUAUAGGAGCUUGGAACUACCCCUUUGUUCUCAGCAUUCAGCCACUGAUAGGAGCCAUUGCUGCAGGAAAUGCUGUGAUUAUCAAGCCUUCUGAAGUAAGUGAAAAUACAGCCAACAUCUUGUCUAGGCUCCUUCCCCAGUAUUUAGACCAGGACCUGUAUGUUGUUGUUAAUGGCGGUGUUGACAAAACCACAGAGCUUCUGAAGCAGCGAUUUGACCACAUUUUUUAUACUGGAAACACUGCAGUUGGAAAAAUUGUCAUGCAAGCUGCUGCCAAGCAUCUGACUCCUGUGACCCUUGAACUGGGAGGCAAGAGUCCAUGUUACAUUGACAAAGAUUGUGACCUGGACAUCGCCUGCAGACGCAUAGCUUGGGGGAAGUACAUGAACUGCGGUCAAACCUGCAUUGCUCCUGACUACAUUCUCUGUGAACCAUGUAUCCAGAAUCAAGUCGUGCAGAAGAUUAAGGACAAUGUGAAGGAAUUUUAUGGAGAAAACAUAAAAGAAUCUCCUGAUUAUGAAAGAAUCAUCAAUCUUCGUCAUUUUAAGAGAUUACUAAGUUUGCUUGAAGGACAAAAGAUAGCUUUUGGUGGGGACACUGACGAAGCCACCCGCUACAUAGCCCCAACAAUACUUACUGACGUUGAUCCUGAAACCAAGGUGAUGCAAGAAGAAAUUUUUGGACCAAUUCUUCCAAUAGUGCCUGUGAAGAAUGAGGAUGAAGCCAUAAAAUUCAUAAAUGAACGUGAAAAGCCCUUGGCUCUUUAUGUGUUUUCUCAUAACAAUAAGCUUGUCCGACGGAUGAUUGACAGCACAUCCAGCGGCGGAGUCACAGCCAACGACGUGAUCAUGCACUUCAUGCUCAGCUCUCUGCCCUUCGGAGGCGUGGGUUCAAGCGGGAUGGGAGCUUAUCACGGACAACAUAGUUUCAAUACUUUUUCUCAUCACCGUGCCUGUUUAUUAAAGAGUUUAAAGAGAGAAAGUGCUAACAAACUCAGAUAUCCUCCCAACAGCCAGUCAAAGGUGAACUGGGCCAAGUUUUUCCUCUUGAAACGGUUCAGCAAAGGAAAACUCAGCCUGCUGUUCCUCGCUUUCCUGGGCAUCAUGGCCGCUGUGUUCGUCAAGGCUGGAUACUACUGAAGAGUGAUCCUGUUCAACCUCCUUCCUAGGUGCCUCCGCUGGAUUCUUCCUCUGUCAAAUAGUUAAUGAACCAGUAAUGUUAACAUCUUACCAGAAACAGUAAGAAAAUAUACAGUACUGUAAUCAGCCCUAAAAGUCAUUGCCAAGCACCCCUGAUUAAACUUGCCAUUUCAGCCCAAGCCCAACACCACCCCCCCUAAGUGAAGAGACUCGGAAAACCCGCUCUGGAUUGUGGUACCCAGAUCUUAGCGCUCUGGGCUAGGGGAGGAGAGUGUCUUAGGCUAAACCGCGCUCCCUGGGAGAUGGAGUCUCAGAACCUCUCAGUGACUGUCUCACUCCAGUUCAUGGCUCAAGGGACACCCGUCCGUCCCAGCUGCUGCCUCCAUCACUCUGGAAACUUCGAAGAGCUCACCACUACCCAGGGUCACCACCAGUCCUCUGCAAUCCGCAGAGAUGAGACAGAUCUUCCCAGGCACCUGAACGGGGUGGGAUGCAGGAAGAGUCCUUGUCCCUUGUCCCUUGGGACUGGAGACCUGACCUCCAGGAGUUGGCCCUUCCAUCAAAUGCGCCACCUGACCAGUGCUUUUCAUCCUUUCUCAUCCACUCACCGCCUUGCCUUGUGUCUGGUUUGUAUCAGCCUCUUCUCCCUGUCCACAAGGUCUCGUUGUGACCAGUCACAUCCGAAGCAUCUUAUAAAUCCUGGGACUUCCUGGAGGACAGUUGCCAGUUUCAUUCAAGUGUCACCUGUCAUUCUUAUGAUGCAGGAGUUGUACACUUCCACCUCUGACAGAACCUAACUGGCAUUUUUAAAUGUAGUAAUAACAGUACUGUACUUAUAACAGCACUGACCCUCUGUCAGGACCCUGAAGUUGCUAAUGAGUGGACCUCCAAGGACAAAUCUUCAUGUUUUUUAUUUCUAUAGCAUAAUGAAACUCAAUUUCACUUUUUUAAACUUCAGAGAGGCCCCUUCUGAAAUAAAUCCAACCUACAGAACUUAACGUGGGGAAACCAUUUCCUCUCUGUCAUGGACAAGAAGCCCUGAAUAUUCAGGAUUUUGGAGCUUGAGAGCCUGGGGCUGAUGGUGAUUAUUUGGAGAAGGCUGCAGAAGGACUCUGUACAUCAUAGCAGCUCGCGGUGCUGAAGGGGAUGGAGAAUGGAGGGAGUUCUCCUGACCAUAGACAAGACCCAGAUACUGCGCAGUACUGAGGAGGGGUCCGGUGGAGGGUAGCCACCUGUGGGCAGGGCCGUGUGACUGGCUGAGGGUGCCCUACUCUUCCUCCCUUUUGAAAACAGACUCCACCCACACAGUGAGAAUGUACUUUAUAGAAUGUAUAAUCAACUUUGUUGAAUGAAUUUGUUCUAUUAAAGCUGUCUAAAGUAUGUUAGUCUUUAUCACAAGAUGAGGUGUCAAGAAUUAAUCACUAGACUAGGAAAAAGCUGCUUCAACUGUGUCUCCAACUAUCAGAAUAAUCAAUUAUUAAAAAGUCCUAGACACAGUUUCAAUAUAGCAUUCUCAUUUAGCAUAUUGUACACUACUAUAAUUCCUAGUUAAACCAAAUUAUUGACUUGUCUACAAGUAUGUUCUUCAAAAUAAACACAUUAUAUUUGAU
Messenger RNA from Phyllostomus discolor (pale spear-nosed bat), 3221 nucleotides. RefSeq names its product aldehyde dehydrogenase 3 family member A2 (gene ALDH3A2). Bases 154 to 1611 code for a protein of 485 amino acids. Gene Ontology annotation, cellular component: cytoplasm. The record is from RefSeq and is a predicted model, not a curated record. The transcript is spliced from 11 exons. NCBI's taxonomy places the organism in Eukaryota, Metazoa, Chordata, Mammalia, Chiroptera, Phyllostomidae. Gene Ontology annotation, molecular function: aldehyde dehydrogenase (NAD+) activity. Gene Ontology annotation, biological process: aldehyde metabolic process.